Molecule: messenger RNA, 981 nt
Organism: Penicillium cataractarum
Lineage: Eukaryota; Fungi; Ascomycota; Eurotiomycetes; Eurotiales; Aspergillaceae
Product: pinin family protein
Exons: 4
Coding region: 1-981 (326 amino acids)
Cellular component (GO): catalytic step 2 spliceosome
Source: RefSeq, a predicted model, not a curated record
AUGUCUGAAGGGACCCUCGCGUCGGCAGUCGCCGUUCCAGAACCGGAUAAUAUACGACAAUCACCCGAAACCUCCACGAAAAGGAGACAAUCCUCCGUAUCGGAACACGACACAAAGCGCCGCCGUCUCAGUUCCCAAGGCGAUAUCUCUCCACAGGCCCGGCGACAACAGCAUUCGCCACAGGCGUCCGCGCCAGAUCGUCCCGCUGAACGGAGGCCUAAUCGGCAGGGCCGAGAGGAAGACCGGAAGCGUGGGCAGCGGCUGUUCGGUGGGCUGCUUGGCACGCUUUCGCAGAGCUCGACGUCGGCGGCGCAGAAGCGCCGCGCUGAUAUUGAGAAGCGGCAGCAGGAUAAGCUUAAGUCACAGGCGGAUGAAUAUGAUGAAUUGAAAAAGAGGCGGAGGGAGAGACGGGAUGUCAUUCGCAGGAAAGAGAAGCCAUUUUAUGAGCGGGAGGCUAUGCAAACUCGGCAUUCCAACUUGGUAGCCAUGGCGCAUUUCCUCAAGACGCGAACAGAGCCAGUCUUGUACUAUAAGCCAUGGCAACUACGAUCCGGCGAUGAAGACGUGAUACGGGAACAAAUCGAAGAAGCCGAAGCGAAGGUCGCCCGAGAAGUCGCCGAAUUCGACGCCCGGUAUCCGCCUGAGGCCUUUGUAUACGAGAAGCUUGAGCCAAUAUCAGCAGAGGCGGCUGGUCCGCAAGGAGAAUCAGAAGAGAAGCAGCAGGCAAAGCCAACUGCAGAGCCGGUCUCUGAGCAAGCCCCGGUUCCCAAACCUGAGGCUGAUACCAAGGAGCCGAAGGAGGCUCCGGUUGAGAAAGAUGCACAACCCAGCAAGGAACAAGCAUCCGAACCCAUUCAAUCUGAGACCGCACCUACCGAGGUGGUCGAUGCUGCGGAUUCCAAGGAUGAUGCUCACCCUCCCACCCACGACGAUGAUGGGGAUGAAAUGCUGGAAGAUAACGAGGAUACCGUGAUUUAUUAG